This is a messenger RNA of Sclerotinia sclerotiorum 1980 UF-70, 441 nucleotides long. RefSeq lists its product as hypothetical. The transcript is spliced from 2 exons. Gene Ontology annotation, cellular component: RNA polymerase II, core complex; P-body. Gene Ontology annotation, biological process: positive regulation of translational initiation; nuclear-transcribed mRNA catabolic process, deadenylation-dependent decay; mRNA export from nucleus in response to heat stress. The record is from RefSeq and is a predicted model, not a curated record. The coding region runs from base 1 to 441 and encodes 146 amino acids. Gene Ontology annotation, molecular function: translation initiation factor binding; nucleotide binding. Lineage: Eukaryota; Fungi; Ascomycota; Leotiomycetes; Helotiales; Sclerotiniaceae.
AUGGCAACACCGGCCCCUACAUCUCGCUCGCGCGCCCCUCCAGCAGGUGACGAAGAAGCCUCUACCGUUCUCAAACUGGGAGAAUUCCAAGACGUAGAUGCGCUCACUCAUUCGGAAGCAGCACUUGUUAUUAACGCGCUUGUCGCAAAACGUCGCGGUGAUCGCAAAAAUGUAAAUGAGACCGAGAUUUUAAGUAAGACUCAAGAAUACCUGGAUCAUUUUGCGAGGUUUAAAAGGAAGGAGAAUGUGGAGGCUGUGGAGAGACUUUUGGGGAGUAGAAGUGAGUUGGCGAAAUUUGAGAGAGCACAAUUGGGUUCAUUAUGUUGUGACACAGCCGAUGAAGCAAAGACUUUAAUACCCAGUUUACAAGAUAAAAUCAGUGAUGAUGAUUUAACAGAGUUAUUGGAUGAAAUUACAAAGUUGAUGGGAUUUACGAAUUAA